Messenger RNA from Centropristis striata (black sea bass), 3697 nucleotides. RefSeq names its product adenylate cyclase type 3-like. The transcript has 20 exons. Gene Ontology annotation, biological process: cAMP biosynthetic process; intracellular signal transduction; adenylate cyclase-activating G protein-coupled receptor signaling pathway. Lineage: Eukaryota; Metazoa; Chordata; Actinopteri; Perciformes; Serranidae. Gene Ontology annotation, cellular component: plasma membrane. The coding region runs from base 101 to 3394 and encodes 1097 amino acids. Gene Ontology annotation, molecular function: adenylate cyclase activity. The record is from RefSeq and is a predicted model, not a curated record.
GACAAUGUAAUUUUCUCCAAGAGUAGCACAAAGAUGGGACGCACUCUAACUCUUCCAUGGAUUAAUGUACAACAGUAUUAGAGGACUACCCUAAAGCAACAUGUCUUUGAACCGGGUCCAUACAACAGACCAGGAGCAGUCUGCAGAGUACUCAGUUGAGUAUUCAGUGCAGGUUCCUAGUGACCCGGGUCAUGGAGCGGGUCGAACCCGUGAAGUGACCGUGGUCCAGUCCAACUGCUGCCGCUGCCUGCCGCGCGCAGUGCGCCUCACUUUUACACCUGAUUCGCUGGAGAGAAUCUAUCAGAACUACUUCCGUCGACAGAGACAAGAGAACAUGGCGGUGCUGGUGAUGUUUGCCGCUCUUUUUAACAGCUUCAUCAUCAUCAUGUGUGCUGUGGUGUACACUCAGGACAAAAUGGCGAUGGUGGUGGUGGCAGCUGUGGGGCUGGCUGCGGAUAUUGUGCUCUAUGUUCUCUGCUGGCGACAGAAGCUCCCUGCAUCACCGGUCUCACGAGGAGCGGUACCAUACAUACUGUGGCUGAUGGUCACUGUCCACAUUUUGUGCUACAUGGGUCUGAACUACGAGCUCUUCCCCCAGGCCUGUGACUCUGUGGGCUGGCAGGCUUUUUUCAGUUUCUCCGGCUUUCUCACUCUCCCGCUGAACGUGGUUGCGCUGCUCCUGCUUACAGCCCUCUCCUGUGGGGUGCACACCCUGGUACUGGGGGUGACCGUGGCUCAGAGGUUUGAGGAGGACCUGCAGGGGCCCUUGCUGGUGAGACAGCUCUUUGCCAACAUGAUGCUGUUCCUGUGCUCAGCCACGGUGGGCGUGGUGUCGUACUACAUGGCCGACAGGAAGUACAGGACUGCUUUUUUAGAGGCCCGUCAGUCACUGGAGGUCAAACUCACACUGGAGGAGCAGAGCACCCAGCAGGAGGAACUAUUGUUGUCCAUCCUUCCCAAACACAUCGCUGACGAGAUGCUGCAGGGCAUGAAGAACCAGGCCAAUCAGAACGAGGUCCAACAGCGGCAGCAGCAGUUCAACACCAUGUACAUGUACCGCCACGAAAACGUCAGUAUCCUGUUUGCUGACAUAGUGGGCUUCACCCAGCUGUCCUCAGCCUGUAGCGCCCAGGAGCUCGUAAAGCUUCUUAAUGAACUGUUUGCCCGCUUCGAUAAACUGGCAGAAGAACAUCACCAACUGAGGAUAAAGAUUCUCGGAGACUGUUACUAUUGCAUUUGUGGUCUUCCUGACUUUAGAGAUGACCACGCUGCCUGCUCCAUAAUGAUGGGCCUAGCAAUGGUAGAAGCCAUCUCGUACGUGCGAGAGAAGACAAAAACUGAUGUGGACAUGCGCGUUGGCGUUCACACAGGCACCGUGCUGGGAGGCGUGCUUGGGCAGAAGAGGUGGCAGUUUGACGUCUGGUCCACAGAUGUCACUGUAGCCAAUAAAAUGGAAUCUGGGGGGAUUCCUGGGAGGGUGCAUAUUUCCCAGACCACCAAGGACAGUCUGCAUGGAGAAUUUGAACUGGAGCCAGGGCAAGGCGGAGAGAGGUGCGAGUACCUGCUGGAGAAAGGCAUCGAGACUUACUUGGUACUAGUGUCUAAACAGAUGGCAAAUGGGCUCAGUGGAAAUAAACCAGGUACAUUGUCCAACAGAAAUUCAAACCAGUUGAUCAACACUACAGCAACCAAUGGGAACGCAGCAUCACCCCAAUCCACGCCCACUGAGUCUAAACAGGAGAGGAUUAGGAUCAUCGAAGAACAAGUGAUAAACAGACGUCUGCAGCAGGAGCUGCUGGAGAGAGAAACUCAGCAGAUAAUGAAGUAUCACAAGAUAAACUCAGUGUCAUUGCGUUUUGUGGAUGGGAAGUUGGAGGACCACUAUUCUUCAGAGAAGGAGAGGCGAAGCGGAGUGGCCUUCUGCUCCUGCAUCAUAGUGCUCUUCUUCAUUACAGCAAUGGAGGUGUUCAUAGACCCACUGUUGGUUGUGAACUAUGUGACUCUCGCAAUAGGGGAGGUAUUGUUGCUUAUCCUCGCACUGUGCUCCCUGGCUGCCAGCUUCCCCAGGAUGUUCCCCAACAGGUUGGUGUCUUUCUCCGUUUGGAUUGAUCGUACACGGUGGGCCAGAAACACAUGGGCCAUGGCGGCCAUAUUUGUUCUUACCAUGGCUGUGAUUGCUGACAUGCUGAGCUGUGUUCCACCGUCCAUUCGAGUCUAUAACGACACCUCCGGCCCCACGUUGGAGUCAUUUGGUGACCGAGGCUGUGCAGAAAACCCAAAGUACUACAGCUUCAUGGCUGUGAUGUCACUCAUCGCCACCGCCAUGUUGGUACAGGUCAGCCACCUGAUUAAACUGGGCCUUAUGGUGCUGGUCGUCACAGCAACUGGAGCUGUUAAUAUCUACAGCUGGCAGGACAUCUAUGACCUGUAUGACUACAUACAGUUUGGCUCAUACAGAAAAACCAUAGUUCCAUCCAAGUACCUCAUGACCAUGAUGAUCAUCGUCAUGAUGAUUGCUUUCUACGUCUUUGCCCGCCAUUUGGAGCAUCAGUCCAGGAAGUUGUUCCUGUGGAAAAUCGGUGUGCAUGACCAGAAGGAGAGGGUGUUUGAGAUGAGACGCUGGAACGAAGCGCUGGUCACCAACAUGCUGCCGGAGCAUGUGGCCAAACACUUCCUGGGCUCAAAGAAGAGAGAUGAGGAUCUGUACAGCCAGUCUUACAAUGAAAUAGGUGUGAUGUUUGCUUCCAUCCCCAACUUUUCUGACUUCUACACUGAAGAGAGCAUCAACAAUGGAGGCCUCGAGUGUCUCAGGAUCCUAAAUGAAAUUAUCUCAGACUUUGACAGCUUACUGGAUAGGGACGAGUUCCGCUGCAUCACAAAGAUCAAGACAAUAGGAAGCACCUACAUGGCCGCAUCAGGACUCACCCCAGAGAGCAACACAAAUGAGUACAGCAACCGCAAGCCGGAGGACCAGUCGUCAAUUGAGCGCUGGCAGCACCUCUCUGAACUGGCAGACUUUGCCUUGGCAAUGAAAGUCACCCUCAACAACCUCAACAAACAAUCCUUCAACAACUUCAUGCUCCGAAUCGGUCUGAAUAAGGGGGGAGUUUUGGCUGGAGUGAUUGGAGCUCGUAAACCUCACUAUGACAUCUGGGGCAACACAGUGAAUGUAGCCAGCAGGAUGGAGUCCACCGGAGUGAUGGGAAACAUCCAGGUGGUAGAGGACUGCUACGACAUUCUAAAGGAGUAUGGUUUCCGCUUUAUCCGAAGAGGGCCCAUAUUUGUCAAAGGGAAAGGAGAGCUGCUAACCUUCUUCAUGAAAGGAAAAGACAAACCCAGUCACACUGACGGUCCAGUGACCACUGCCCUUCCAAACCAAGUUGAGGGGCUUUAAAUAUUUUCACCCGCGAACAGCUGUUAACACGAGGAUAAGCCUGCAUGUCCACUCUGCUCAAUAUCUCUCAUAUACACAAGCUACUGACAUAGAUCUUUUUUUAUCAGCUCUGUAGCAAUGUAAAGCAUCUGUCAGGUAAUUUACAAUGGAAUUAAAUAACACAAAGUGAUUCUGUAUAGUUGUAGAUAAUUCAGGGAAACAGUUGACAGUCUCAUGGAACUCCUGCAUUACAGAUUUUAUCAAUUUGCACUUGAGUCUUAAAGUCUAUAAAUUAAUUACCUUUGUUGUUUUACCUUGACCAUG